Closterium sp. Yama58-4 is the source of this 2184-nucleotide messenger RNA. The record is from the annotation of a GenBank genome assembly. Lineage: Eukaryota; Viridiplantae; Streptophyta; Zygnematophyceae; Desmidiales; Closteriaceae.
AUGGGUCGAAAGAAGAACCAGAAGGGCCGUCAACAGACCACCGCUGUUGCAGCAGCAGCGGCUCCUAGCCCAACCGUCAACUCUGCUGCUCCCGCCGCAGCACCCGCGAGCGAUCCUCUCGCGAAGGCCACCGCAGCAGAUCCGCCAUCCGCGCUCCCUUCCGCAGGCGCGCCGUCCGCGGAAGAUCUCCCGUCGAUCAACGUGACCUCCCCUUUCCGCGCCACGGCGAGUCGCGAUUCCAGCGAUUCUCACGACGCGGACGUCUUCGUCGAGCCGCCGGAGCACUUCAGCGACGGCUCGCGAACUCCGCACGAUGGUAACCGCACGCCCACCUUCGAGGACGCUUCCGGCAGAUUCCCACCCGAGUCGCCGAUGGCGAAUGGCAGCAGCGGCGCCGGGGGCGGCGGUAGCGGCGGGUUUGGCGCGCAGGUGGAGGCGGAGAAGCUGCGGAAGCAGCUGGAGGAAAUGGCGCAGCGGUGCCGGGAGUUGGAGGAGGGGAAGCGCGGUUCGGAGGUUGCGAGGAAGAGCGUUCAGCAGGCGAAGAACGCGCUAGAAAAGGACCUGGCGGCGGCCGCGGAGAAGACGUCUAAGGCGGAAGAGGCGGCGGCUGCAGGGAAGGCGGAACGCGCGCGCCUGGAGGGGCUGGUGACGGCUGCGGAGGGGGAGAUCGCGCGGCUGAAGGGGGAAUUAGCGGGGAAGGAAGCGGAGGCGGGGAAUAUGCGGGGAGAAUUGGAUCUGGCAAAGAAAGAGGUAGCGGCGUUGAGAGGCGAUAUGAGUGAGAAGGCGAGGGCGCAUGAGGAAAUGGUGCUGGCUCUGAAGCAAGAGUCGGAGGCUAUGGCGGCGGCGCGAGACGCGGCGAUCAAGGAAUGCGCGGAAGCCACGGCGAAAUGCGCCGACCUGUUGAAGGCUUCAGCUGAAACUGCGGCCAGAUUAGACGAGCUUACCCGCUCCUUGCAGACGCUGGAGCAGGACAAGCAAAGCUGGGCGGCAGACAGAGAGAAAUGGGCGGCAGAGAAGAGCAGCUGGGAGGAGGAACGGGCGAGCUGGGCGGCAGAGAAGCGGAGCUGGGCGGCAGAGCGCGAGAAGUGGGCAGCAGAGAAGGCGGCAAAGGAGAAGGAGAGCGGUGAACGGGAUGAAGGGCGGAGAGAGCUGGAGCAGCGUGUGGAGGCACUCAGUGGUCGGCUGGCAGCAGCUGAAGCGGCGAGAACGGAGGCUGAAGCUGCACGAGCAGAGGCAGAAGCGGCGAGAGGAGCAGCUGAGGCGGCAAAGGCAGAGGCGGAAGGGGCGAGAGCAGCGGCUGACGCUGGGCGAGCAGAGGCAGAGAAGUCGCUGGAGGGGAAGAAGGGCGAGUCGGACCACGCUACCAGAGUGGCAGCCAAGGCGGCAGCCCGCCUGGCGGAGCUGCAGCAGAGCCUGACGCAGGCGCAGGUGGAGCUGGUGCAGGCGCACUCCGCGCUGCAAGAAAAGGACGGCCAGUUGACGGGCAAGGACGCGCAGGUGCAGGCUAUGACCGAGCAGAUAAAGGCACUGGAGCAGCGGGUGAAAGUAGCAGAAGAGGAGAUCAAAGCAAGUGCGGAGGAGGCGAGGAGGAAGGAGGAGGAGGCGAGGGAGGCGAGGCGAGAGGUUGAAGCCGUGAGAGGGGAGCUGGGGGCGCUGCAGGGGGAGUUGAAGGCAGCAGCGCAGCAGCUUGCCCAGGCGAAGCAGGAGGGGGGUGCGGGUGGGGAGAGUGCGGGUGGGGAGAGUGCGGGGAGCAGGGUGGGGGAGCUGGAGGCGCGGGUGGAGGCUCUGCUGGGGGAGGUCGCAUCUGCGGUGCAGGCGCGGGCGGAGGUGGAGGGGAAGCUGGCGAGUGGCAGCCGGGAGAAUGCCAGGCUGGCAGAACUAGCAGCAAGCAAGGAGGCAGAGGCAAAGACCAUGUUCGUCCAGCUGGGGCAGGUGAAGCGGGAUAACGCCUCCCUCAGCAGCGACCUGGCGGCCGCUACGGACAAGAUCCAGGAGCUAGUGGCCAAGAACCGCCGCAUUGACAAGGACGUGGUAACCGCCGCGGCCGAGGCGGCGUUACGCGAGCAGGAGGGGGGAGGUGGGAGUGGGGAAGGGUGGAGCUCUGUGGCGCUGGUGACGGUGGGCGUGGGGGCUGCGGCUGUGGGGGGGCUUGCUGUCCUGCGACUCAUGGGACCGCGUGCGUGA